This is a messenger RNA of Notechis scutatus (mainland tiger snake), 1647 nucleotides long. The record is from RefSeq and is a predicted model, not a curated record. NCBI's taxonomy places the organism in Eukaryota, Metazoa, Chordata, Lepidosauria, Squamata, Elapidae.
GAUCAUUUUUUAGUAGAUACUUUCUUCUUCCUACAGAUUAUUUAUGUGUUUAGAAAUCCAAAGGAUGUCUUGGUUUCCAGCUAUCAUUUUUACAAAGUGCUAAUCAUAAUGGAAACAUCCAAACAGUUUGAUGCUUACUUCGAGAGGUUUUUGGCUGGCAAAGUGCCCAGUAGUUUGUGGCUAGACCAUAUAGAAGGCUGGUGUGCUCAUAAGAGUGAUUUCAAUAUUCUCUUCCUUUCUUAUGAAGACAUGAAAAAGGAUCUGAGAAGUUCUGUACUGCAAAUAUGCAACUUCCUAGGAAGAGAACUAACUGAAAAGGAGGUGGAUGAUGUGGUGGAUAAAGCUACAUUUGAUAACAUGAAAAUGGAUCCUAGAGCAAACUACAACUUAAUGGCUCCUACCGUAGCAGAUUCUAGCAAAGGGGUCUUUCUUCGUAAAGGCAUUGUUGGGGAUUGGAAGAACCACAUGACUGUUGCCCAGAGUGAAAAGUUUGACCGUGUCUUUAAGGAGAGGAUGGAAAAGCUGCCCUUCAAAUUCUGCUGGGAUAUUCAGGAGGAUCCUCAGCCUAUUUCCAGCUCAGUGGAGGAAAAUAAUGUGUGAUAUGUGCCUUCAAUUGACUUGAAUCAGAGAUGACCUUCCAAGAAUAGUCUUUAUGUAGAUGUUUAAUUCUCAACUUUGCAGAGAUCAUAGAACAAAGCAAUACUAAAUUCUAUGCCCGUGAUGGUGAACCUAUAGCACGUAUGGCUCUCAGUGGGCCUGCACGCCUUCGCCAGCUGCUUUUCUGGUUUCUGGUCAACUGGUCUUUGCAGAUGCUGGAGCGCCAGAAAACGGCCUGAAAACUCUUUUCCAGGCCGUUUUCCAGGCCAUUUUCUGGGCCAUUUUCUGGCCGUUUUUCUGUCCUUUUUCUGCCCUUUUUCAGGCUGUUUUUGAGCCAUUUUCAGGCUUUUUUCAUGCCAUUUUUGGGCCAACAAAGCCCAAAAUGCCCCUAAAACAGUCAAAAAACAUCCUGAAAAUUUCCUGAAUAAUGGCAUGAAAAUGUCCCAAAAACGGCCUAAAAACAGCCCAAAAAUGGUCUGGAAACAACCUGGAAAAUGGCCUGAAAACUGCCCAAAAAACAGCCUGUUUCUUGCAAAUGACCCAGAAAACGGCCAAAAUUGCCCCCCAAACAGCUUGAAAACAGCCCCCAAAACGGCUAAAAACUAGUCAUGCAUGCACCAGCCAGCUGGUCUUCAGCUUUCCGGCACGCACACAUGCAUGUGCAUUCCAGUUUGGGCACUCAGUGCCAAAAAGGUUCACCAUCACUGUUCUAUGCUAUUAUUAAAUAUAAUAGGAACUGCAGAAAAUAGUUAAUACUACAUCUGUGACUAUUGCAAUUUCCAUAAGAAUAUAAAAUAAGAUGCUUUGAACUGAUUGUUGUUGAGUGUUAAUUCAGAGACUGCAAAAUAUAAAACGUAUCCUGUUAGUGUGCUCCCUGUGCCACUGGCAUUUACAUAACAAUAAAUAAAACCAGUUAUUCUCUCUGUGUCCUUCCCUGGGAAUUAAAGAUGGACUAUUCACAAUUCCACAGUCUGACUAGUGGGAAUUGCAGGAUGCAUUCUGUGUUUUCCACUGCUCUAAUCAUUAAAAUUACAAUGUGGUUUACAACAA